Pristis pectinata (smalltooth sawfish) is the source of this 3443-nucleotide messenger RNA. It is a transcript of the gene ndst3, whose product is annotated as N-deacetylase/N-sulfotransferase (heparan glucosaminyl) 3. Gene Ontology annotation, molecular function: heparan sulfate N-sulfotransferase activity; deacetylase activity. Lineage: Eukaryota; Metazoa; Chordata; Chondrichthyes; Rhinopristiformes; Pristidae. The coding region runs from base 541 to 3330 and encodes 929 amino acids. Gene Ontology annotation, cellular component: Golgi apparatus. The transcript is spliced from 16 exons. The record is from RefSeq and is a predicted model, not a curated record.
CUCAUUUCACAGUCAAGUCUGUUUCUCCACCAGCCCAGCUGGUGUUACACUGAGCUGCAGCAAACGGAAACAUCACAAGGCUUCGUUAGUCUGAAUUAUGGGGGCAUCAGAUGAUGUUAGGUUUUUGUGACAGACAGUCAAGGAGGAGGGAAUGCCUUUUGUAUUGGUCGUCAGAAGCCUCCUCUUUUCUUUGUAAUGAAGAGAAUUUUAAUGAUUAGAUCUGUUUAAUGGGAAUGUCUGGCAGUCAUCUCUGGCAGUGAUGGUAGAUCUCCCCAGGUUUGUUGCCGGUUCAUGUGAAGAUGGACCGAAGUUCAGCUUUAGGGGAAAUUGACCAACAAUCCACCGUGUAAUCACCUGCAGAAACCCAGAAGAGAGUUGUUCCAAUUGCGUCAACCUGCCAGCUUUGCAGAAGAAAAACAGUAAUUGUUUCUGCAAUGGUUACAUGAGCUGCAGUGGCAUACUGGCAGACGUUGUUUGUAUUCAGUUCACUGUCAACUCAUAGAAAGAAAGAAAGGCAAGAAAAGGUGCCCAAAUCAAAUCAUGAAUUUUUUCAUGAAGUUUCCUCGGCAUUUGCGGAGGAUGGUGUUCUUGCUGGCGGCCUUUUGCAUGGUGAGUGUUAUUAUAUCAGCUUAUUACCUUUAUACUGGUUACAAGCAAGAGCUGGAACUUUCUAAGCCGACCCCAGGACAAGAUUGUGGAGAUCCAAAACUUUUACCAUAUAGAUUGUUUGAAAUGAAGACUGCAAGACCAAUUGACACAUCCAGAGCAGACCCUGUGGUUCUGGUAUUUGUUGAGACUCAAUAUUCACAGCUCGGACAGGAGAUUGUGGCAAUUUUGGAGUCAAGCCAUUUUAAACACCACACUGAAAUUGCCCCUGGCAAAGGGGACAUGCCAGCCCUAACAAAUAAGGACCGGGGAAGAUAUGCACUUGUUAUAUAUGAAAAUAUUUUAAAAUAUGUGAAUAUGGACUCGUGGAAUAGAGAACUGCUCGAUAAGUACUGUAUGGAGUAUAAUGUUGGCAUUAUAGGAUUUCACAAAGCCAAUGAGAAUAGUUUACUGAGCUCACAGUUGAAGGGUUUCCCACUGAACCUGCACACCAACCUUGCUCUGAAGGAUUGCUGUAUCAACCCACGAUCUCCUUUGCUGCACAUCACCAAAGCGAAAGAAAUCGAGAGAGGCCCACUCCCAGGAGAGGACUGGACUGUGUUCCAGUUCAAUCACUCCACUUACCAACCUGUGUUACUAGCCAAACCAAGAUUGACUGAAAACAUUCCUCACCAGAUCACUGACGAGGUUCUCCAAGCCACCGUGGUUCAGGACCUGGGGCUGCUAGAUGGCAUUCAGCGAAUCCUGUUUGGGAACAACCUAAACUUUUGGCUGCACAAACUUAUUUUUAUGGAUGCAAUCGCUUUCCUUACAGGGAAGAAACUGUCACUUUCCUUGGAAAGAUACAUUCUUGUGGAUAUUGAUGACAUAUUUGUGGGGAAAGAAGGAACAAGGAUGAACGUUAACGAUGUGAAGACUGUUGUGUCUAAUGUUUUAUCUGUAGAAAAAUGGCUUCAGCCAAACAAUAACUGCCUUCAUGAAUUCUUAAUUGUUGAGCAUAUAAUCUUGUUGGCUUCACAAAGUCAGAAAUCCCCAGGGAAUGAAUGGGAACCUGAUCCUACACCAGAUCUGGAGCAAGUUCCCCUGCAUUUCAUCCUCAGUUCAUCCCAGACUCAUAAAAGGGUUGUGAAAAUUCAGGAUGUAUUUACCUGCAAGCAGUUGAAUGCCGGGAUGCUCGCAGAGGAUGAAGGUGAUGAUCUGCUGCUAAAGUACGUGAAUGAAUUUUGGUGGUUCCCCCACAUGUGGAGCCACAUGCAACCUCAUCUCUUCCACAAUGAAUCGGUGUUGGCUGAGCAAAUGAUUCUCAACAAGGAGUUUGCAUUAAAACAUGGCAUUCCUAUUGACAUGGGCUAUGCUGUGGCACCGCAUCACUCUGGUGUCUAUCCAGUCCAUGUCCAGCUGUAUGAAGCAUGGAAGAAAGUAUGGGGCAUCAAGGUGACCAGUACCGAGGAGUAUCCGCACUUGAAACCUGCACGAUACAGGCAUGGCUUCAUCCAUAGUAGCAUCAUGGUACUCCCACGUCAAACUUGUGGCCUUUUCACCCAUACUAUAUUCUACAAAGAGUACCCUGGAGGCCCAAGAGAACUGGACAAAAGCAUCAGGGGAGGAGAGCUUUUUCUCACUGUUCUUCUUAAUCCAAUCAGCAUAUUCAUGACGCACUUAUCCAACUAUGGGAAUGAUCGACUGGGACUCUAUACCUUUGUGAACUUGGCUAAUUUUGUUCACUGCUGGACCAACCUGAAACUGCAGACUAUGCCUCCUGUGCAGCUGGCACACAAAUACUUUGAGCUCUUUCCUGAGCAAAAGGAACCACUGUGGCAGAAUCCAUGUGAUGAUAAACGACACAAGGACAUCUGGUCCAAAGAGAAAACCUGCGAUCGCUUACCAAAAUUUCUGGUUGUUGGACCCCAAAAAACAGGCACCACAGCUUUGUACCUGUUCCUAAUUAUGCAUCCAGCCAUCACCAGUAACUUCCCCAACCCAAAGACCUUUGAAGAAGUGCAGUUUUUCAAUGGGAAUGCUUAUCACAAGGGAAUUGACUGGUACAUGAAUUUUUUUCCUGUCCCUUCCAAUGUGACCACGGACUUUUUGUUUGAGAAGAGUGCAAACUACUUCCACUCUGAGGAUGCUCCAAAGCGAGCUGCUGCCCUCUUGCCAAAGGUGAAAAUAAUUACCAUUCUCAUCAACCCUUCAGAUCGGGCUUACUCCUGGUACCAGCACCAGCGAGCUCAUGAAGAUCCAGCGGCUCUACGCUACAGUUUUUAUGAGGUGAUCACGGCAGGCCGACGAGCCAUUCCCGAGCUUCGCGCCCUUCAUAAUCGGUGUCUGGUGCCUGGCUGGUAUGCAGCUCAUAUCGAGAGGUGGCUAACAUACUACCCUGCUAGUCAGUUACACAUUAUAGAUGGGCAUAAGCUGAGGACUGACCCUGCUGCAGUAAUGGAUGGAGUGCAGAAAUUCCUUGGAGUUUCCCAGUACUACAAUUAUUCUCAAGCUCUGACGUUUGAUCCACAAAAAGGCUUCUGGUGCCAGUUGCUUGAAGGAGGGAAGACAAAGUGUCUGGGAAAAAGCAAAGGCAGGAAGUAUCCAGCAAUGGAUGUGGAGUCCCGAACAUUCCUCUCAAGAUACUACAAAGACCACAACAUUGAACUGUCCAAGCUGUUCUACAGACUGGGUCUGCCAUUGCCAGCUUGGCUGAGGGAAGAGCUGCAAAAAGUGAUGAGAUAGUUGUUGUUGGAAAACUGGAAGCAAUUUUCUUACUAUCAGUCUCAAAACACAGCAUCCAGUACUCCAGUAGUCCUUUCUUCCCAAACUCGGAGUGACUGCCAAAAAUAAACAAC